UCUCAAAUCAGAGGCAGGCAGCCACAGCGAAAGGAGACCGCAUCAGAUCGCACCUCUUUCUCCUCCUCCUACUCCGCCGCCUCCCUGAAGAUAUCGACGAAUCGCUGAUCGAAUUCCGGGCCGUUUCUCGGGCGUUCGCCUCCCUGGUGGUGGAUGGAAGCCAUCAGGAAGCAGGCCUCCAAGCUCAGGGAGCAGGUCGCCAGGCAGCAGCAGGCUGUUUUAAAGCAAUUUGGAGGUAGUGUAUAUGGAGGUUCUGAUAAUGUAAUUACAGAUUCACCAGAAUAUCAGCAGCAUCAAAAACUAGAAAAGCUUUACAUAUCAACCCGAGCUGCCAAGCAUUUUCAAAGGGAUAUAGUCCGUGGCGUUGAAGGCUAUAUUGUUACAGGAUCCAAACAAAUUGAAAUAGGCAAUAAAUUAUCUGAAGAUAGUAGGAAAUAUGGCGGUGAGAACACCUGCACCAGUGGAAAUACACUGUCAAAAGGUGCUUUAUCUUAUGCAAGAGCUCGUGCUCAAAUGGAGAAUGAACGUGGGAAUCUUCUAAAAGCUCUUGGUACCCAGGUUGCAGAGCCAUUAAGAGCUAUGGUAAUGGGUGCUCCAUUGGAAGAUGCUCGACACCUUGCCCAAAGAUAUGAUAGGAUGCGCCAAGAUACUGAAGCUCAGGCUAUUGAAGUUUCAAAGCGUCAAAUAAAAGUAAGAGAAACUGUUGGUGGUGGUGACUACAUUUCAAAGUUAGAAGCCGCUGAAGCCAAGUUGCAGGAAUUAAAAUCUAAUAUGGCAGUGUUGGGUAAGGAAGCCGUUGCAGCAAUGACAGCCGUGGAGGCCCAACAACAAAGAUUAACCUUACAGCGGCUUAUUGCUAUGGUUGAAUCAGAGCGCACUUACCAUCAGAAGGUCCUACAAAUUCUCGAACAACUUGAAGCAGAGAUGCUGUCAGAGCGUCAAAGAAUUGAAGCAUCUCCAAAUCCAGCAACAGAAAACUUUGUGCCGCCUCCCCCAUCAUAUGAAGAAGCCAAUGGCAUUUUUGCUAACUCAACUGUUGAUACAUCAACUGAUACCAUGGAAUACUUUUUAGCUGAGGUUAUUCAAUCAUAUCAGGCCGAGACAGAUGUGGAGCUUAACUUGUCAGUUGGUGACUAUGUUGUUGUACGUAAGGUAUCAAAUAAUGGUUGGGCUGAAGGUGAAUGCAAAGGAAAGGCAGGUUGGUUCCCUUGCGCAUACAUCGAGAGGCGGGACCGUGUGCUUGCAAGUAAAAUUGUUCAAAUUUUGUAGAAAAAUGUCUCUGGGAGAUGUCUAUCUGCUUGUUGUAAUGUCUGGGCUUCCAUAUCCUGGAAACAAAUCGUGUUUGUCUCUUCAGUUUAUUAUUUUGUUCUUGCGUUCUUGGUUCCCUAUGUUUAUUUUAGAUGGCCAAUUUUGUCAACUGAAUUCACGAUGCUGUCUUGUAUCUUUGUCCAAGGUUAAGUGGAUCAUGCAUGGAAGAAAGUUAUUUAUUGCUCUA
Musa acuminata AAA Group (dessert banana) is the source of this 1495-nucleotide messenger RNA. Its product is annotated as SH3 domain-containing protein 2. Gene Ontology annotation, molecular function: protein binding. The coding region runs from base 154 to 1269 and encodes 371 amino acids. The transcript has 10 exons. The record is from RefSeq and is a predicted model, not a curated record. Lineage: Eukaryota; Viridiplantae; Streptophyta; Magnoliopsida; Zingiberales; Musaceae.